Molecule: messenger RNA, 3129 nt
Organism: Bradysia coprophila
Lineage: Eukaryota; Metazoa; Arthropoda; Insecta; Diptera; Sciaridae
Gene: Rnb
Product: BTB/POZ domain-containing protein Rnb
Biological process (GO): anatomical structure morphogenesis
Cellular component (GO): cytosol
Molecular function (GO): protein binding
Source: RefSeq, a predicted model, not a curated record
AAGCUUAAAAUAAAGAGUAAACACCAGCAAAACAUCAAAAAAGAUGUAAACUCAAUGUUGACAAGUGGAACACUCUCUCACUUUAAUUCAUUUUUGUGUAGUUUCCUUUAAUCACAAAUUGAUUAAUAAAAGGGCAUACAACUAUGAACAAGCAGAUUGUGACGAAUUUGAUAAAAGUCAUCAGCAAGUCCACUGACAAAAAUUCAAUUUACAAAGCGUUGGUGAAAUUACGAACAGAUCUCGUAAAAGACAAACAUGGUGUUACACUUCUGCUUGAAGUUGAGGGUUCCAUUGGUUCUUUGGUACGGUUAAUAAGCAAACCGUACGAAAAAAUCUUAGAAGUUGCUCUCAGCAUAUUGGGCAAUGCGUGUACAUUGAAGGAGUGCAGUAAACAGGCAAUACAACACGGUGUUGUUCCUACUCUGUUGACAAUCCUAAAAAGUAUUCCCAGUUCGAGCGUACAGUCGAAAGCUUACAGACUGCUGGGUAACUUGGCUCGUGAAUCGAACGAAAAGAUUUGUAAUCUGGCUAAAGGCAUUGGUAUCGCAAUAGCCGCGGUUCUCGAGGAUAAUAAAGAUGUUCACACACUCAAUAUGGGUGUUCGUGCAGCAAGGCUACUCUGGAGUGAGAUGACAUUCUAUGAAGAGUUUAGCCGUUACGAGGGUGUGAAGAAGAUCAUCCGAAUCAUGGUCAAGCUGACGAAAAUGGAACCGACGGUUGUUGUUAAGUCAAUUGUUGAAGAAGAUCCGGAGCAGAAAGCACGAGUUGACUUUAUGGUGGAGCACAUUCAGGUCAUGGAAACGAUAAAUAGUAACGCAUUCGACAGAGAAAUAUUAAAAAAGGCAAAACCCGCGGAGGAUGCCUUUGUUCUACCCGAAAACAGUGCCGAAAAGGAACUUUUGCACGAAAUAUUCAGAUGCUUACAAACGGUGACUCAGGGACCAUUGCUACGCGUAAUCUACGAUUUCUAUAUUGAAGCUUCCGGAUGCAGUUGUAUCGUCUACUUUGCCAAGGCCGAUAGUCCAUUCCGAACGCUAUGUUUGAAGAUUCUCUCAAAUUUGUCAAAGAGUCAGAAUUCAACAGACUUUCUACGUUCUGCCGAUGCUAUCACAACGGCGUGCAGCUUAAUUACAAAUCAAAAUUUAGUUCCACCAUUAAGCGAAUCUGAGGAGAGACACUGCAUCAGCAUCAUAUGCUUGCUGGCCAAUGACUCAUGUAACCGAGCAAAGAUUCGUAUGAGUGGAGCUAUUAAAAGGAUCAUAGAAGUAGCCAAGAAUACUAAAUGCGAUGACACUUUAUCAAUGAUCCUCUUUGGUCUGCAAAACUUCCGAUACGACAACAACAGCAUCGAUCUGAUGAUCAAAAUGCGAUUGGUGAAUGUGUUAAUCGAACGUUUGGAUUUGAAUUUAAAGGAUCUGACGGAAACUCACGACAAAAAACUGAAACGAACAUCGACCGCCGACCCCGUUGACACUGAAGUCGCAAUAGAUAAAGGACGCGACGACGAAGAUUCGGAUACACCAACGGUGAAGAAGAUGAAAUUGGACUACUUUCCAUUCACUGUCAAUAAAGAAGCAUCCAUAUCUCCGACCAGCAGUGGAAAUUUUAAUUAUUUAUUUCCGAGCAGUCCAUGCAGUUCAACAAGUCUAUCUCCACAAAGUACCCCAACGCGUGUCAAUGAGUUCCCAGAGGAUUAUGAUUCCGAAUAUUCACCCGUGUGUAGUGACAUUGAGGAUGUCAAUGAGGACGAGACAAUCGAACAAAAUACUAUAAAAGAUUGUGAUAAAAAUGGUAUGAGUGUGAUGAAGUUGAUGGAAAUGAUUGAGGAUACAAUGCAAUCGGAACAGGAAGAUGUGGAGGACAAGGAGAGCACGGCUUAUGAGAUAGUCGAAAAGAACAAAAUUGUACAGUUAAUUGUAAGUACUUUAUGUAGCAUUUCAAAUCGCAUGAAACAUGGCUCUGAUUUGUGCACACCAGACAUUUUGAACACCUUAAUUCAAACGUGUCGUCUGGCAUUUCGGCGAAAGAUUCCAACAGCUGUGUGGAAUCAUCAAGGUGUUCCGUUAGUGUUGUCACACAUUGUCAGCGACGUUACGAACUUUGUGCCAAUAAUCAAACAGAAUUUCAUCUUCAAAUUGUACGAGAUGACAAUGACUGUUGAUGAUCGUGAUGAAUGCAGUACGUGUCGUGAUAUGUAUGACGUCGGUAAGGGAUUGUUGAAUUUGCUGCGAAAUUUGGGUGAAAACGGAUACGGUCGUGGUGAGAUGGCCCAUUUGCUAUUUAAGGGUGAUCAGUCAAUUAAACGGCAAGUGGCCGUUGUAACAACGUACAUAAUAAGCGAUCCAAAAAUUCUGCAUAAAUUGCUAGUGGAAUGUAGUGGCAUUUACAUCAUCAUGGACAUCAUUCUGACGAAAAACGAUAAUCUAGCAAACGAUGCAGUAACCGGACUGUCAUCGCUGUCGGACGUACUGAAUAUAACCGUACCCAAAUGCAAUAAAAAGAACAUCAACCGCGAUGUACCGUACGAUGCCAAUAUGGAAUUCGAGCAGAGCAGCGAUCAAUCGUUCAUCACAGUAAUUGCCGGUAAAAGUCCCGAAGCGACCAAUCGCAUCGAAUUCAACGAAGAAAUUCUGAUGAAAAGUUGUGAAGUAUUCAGUCGCAUGCUGAACACCGACUUCAAAGAGUCUCACGAGAAACGAAUCAAUUUAACGAAUCAAACGAUUGAAGGAGUCAAAUACUUUCUCCAUGUGAUCUUGCAAUCAUCGAACAACCAGUCGCUGCAUGUGCCCGGCUCCGAUUUGAUAACCGCUGUGCUGGAGACAUACGACAUGACAAAGAUUUACAUGCUAACCGAAUUGGAAGAGGAUGUGUUCAAUGUAAUCGUGUGCAUGCUGAAUGAGAGUACAGUGCUGAAAAUAUUCCGGUUUUCCAUGUUGAAUCACAAGCCCGAACUGACGGAACUAGCCAUUAAUUACUAUUUAAGUGCCAGCAUUUUUGCUGAAUUGAAAGUGAAUAUGUUUAGGGAAGCAGACAAUUCCGAAUAUGAUACGGAAUGGAAUCAGAUGAUAUUAGAUGCGGUGGUGUGUACUAUACAAAACAUGAUUACGUAAAAUAUACAAAAAGUGCUAC